Messenger RNA from Trichomonas vaginalis G3, 633 nucleotides. RefSeq lists its product as uncharacterized. The transcript has a single exon. The coding region runs from base 1 to 633 and encodes 210 amino acids. The record is from RefSeq and is a predicted model, not a curated record. NCBI's taxonomy places the organism in Eukaryota, Parabasalia, Trichomonadida, Trichomonadidae.
AUGCAACAAAAUAUAAAGAUUAACGUCAAUAAUAUCGUCAAACAAAAUCAAACAGCCUCAGCUAUAGCAAUUAAACAACUUCGCGCUGAAUCAGAAAAGCAAUUACAAUCGGAACAGCAAUUUUUAGAUAAUAGUAUCGAAGACAGCAUAAGGAAAAUUGAUGAAGCUAUCAAAGAACAAUUAAAACUUCACGAACAAAAAGAAAAGGAAAUCACAAAUGCUUUACAACAAAUUAAAUCAAAUCAAACCGAAUGCGAGAAACUCUUACCAAAGACAACAAAGCCAGAGAACCCACUUGUUGAAGUAUUGGAAAUGAGAUCAUUAGAAAAGCUCAAUGAAUUUAUAAAUCAAAAUGAUCCAAAUGACUUUUUCCCUCCAGUUCCAACACAAAGAGCAGCCACAUUUUUAUCAUUCUUACAGCAGACAACAUAUCUCAUUCCAACAAAUACAAAAAUGGCUUUAGACUGGAUUAGUUCUUGUCUUUUAGAUUUAGAUACUAAUGAUGCAAUGAUAAAGCGUUUUUCACAAGUGAUAUUCAAAGGUAUACUCGAUGGCUUAAAUGGAAUCACAGAUCCUCAAGCAAGAGCUAUUAAACAUAUAAUUAGGUCAUUAUCACUAGAUACUCCUCAGUAA